GAUACACACAUAAUGUCUAUUUCUUUGGAGACCGUUAUCCCCCAGUUGGAAAACCCUGUCAAUAUUGCUCCAAUUUUGACCACCUUGUACUACAACAAGUCUCUCAUCAACGAUGCGGCCCCAACCGAAAUUGCCCAUUUGGUUUCCAGAACUGUGAACUUGAUCAAGUCUCCGACUGAAUACAAACAAUGGUGCGGUGCUAACUUGGCCAAGGUCAUUUGUCUCAGCCCUAUUCUCUUACCAGCGCACGGUGCAAUUAUCUUGCAAAGUUUAUUGAAGGUAGUUGAUACCGCCCACACCCAGUCGAGAACCUUCAAUGCUGCCGCCGAUGCAUUGCUCACCUUUGUCAAGCAGAUCAAGGGUAAGCCAACCUUGACCAGAGAGAUUUUGACCCCAUCCUUACCCCUGUUGAUUGCCGCUUUGGUCGCUCACUUGCACAAGGCUCCGUUGAAUGCCCUCAAGUUGUUGAAUUACUUGUUAAAGAACAACUCCACCACCUUCAGACCUUACGGGAACAAGUUAGAAAAGAAGUUGUACAGUUUGUUAUUGAACAACUACAAGUCUUUGCCAGAAAACUUGAAGAAAUCUGUCUUCAACACCUUGACCUCACUCUACAUGAUCAACAAGACCUCUGUUGAGGAAACCUGGAGCGUCCAGUUGAAGUCUCGUAUCAGUGACUUGAGAUCAGUCUUGAUGGUCUAUGGCGAGUUUUUGAAGUUUGAGGACGACGGUGAUUUACAGCAGCUCAUUUCCAGAUUACCUGAUUUUGACGCCAAGACCGAUUAUACCUCGCCGUUCCCGGCGUUGGACAUUGAUAUUUCCCACCCAGACACCAUUUUCAACAUUUCAGAAAGAGUCGAGAUUUUAUUAGGCUGUAUCGGCUCCUACUUGACCUCUGCCACCUAUUUGCCGGUUAAGGUACCAAUGGGCACCAUCGUCAUCUUGUCAGAAGUCAUGUUCACCAUCCAGGCCAAGUUCCUCUCUUUCAAACGUGAGAUCGCCUCCAGUGCUGUCUUAACCUCCACCAUCUCUGCCUCUAUUGCUAUGAACCAGAAGAGUAUGGUCGGCUUGUUGGCCCAGCUUCCAAAGGUCUACGGGGGGAUUUUGGUUCCUCACUUGCAGUUGUUGUUUGCAAACCUCGAGAUUUUGUUGCCCACCUCCAAGAAGGGUCUCGAAAUUAGCAAGGUGGUUAACAGUGAGGCCUUGUUGUUGGUCAUCCUCGAAUGCGCCACCUCCUACUUGGCCAUGGUGGAGCAGAUUGCCGAUUCGUCUUGUUUCUUGCGUCUCUUGGACGUUUCCUUCAUCCUCCUCCAGGAGAGAUCCAACUUGCCCGACUCGGUCACCAACUCCCUCAACACAAACAAGGCUCAUAAUACCUCGAACCCACAGGGUACCAAGAAGAACAAGAAGAGCAAAAACACCAACUCGGCUUCCACCUCCGAUUUCCUUUCCCAUCGUCUGUUGUACUUGGUCAAGCCUUCCUGUGAAAAGGUCGCCAUAAUCAACCGAUUCUUCACCGCUAUACUCCGCAAGGUCGACUUGAAGUCCUCCACCCAUAGAUUGAAGUUGACCAAGUACAUUAUCGUGGCUUCUCAUACUCUCAAGCAGGAUGCCGCCACCCUGAGCAUCCCAACCAGCUUUAGAGAGUUGUUGAAGGCAGCCGUCUUGUUCCCGGCUGCCAAUGAAGCCGCAUCCAUCUUGCCAAUUGUCUCCAGCUUGAUCGGCAAGGACGAUGACGUCAUGGGUAUAUUCGUGAACCCACGCUUCCCUCCAUUGAACCAGUUUGCCGCCAAGCCAAUGGAGUAUGCUGAGGAUGUACCAGAGGAAGAAGAGGAGAGCGAAGAGGAGGAAACCUCUGCCAAGCGUCGCAAGUUGAGUGUUGACCUUGAAGUGGAGGUUGAAACCGCCAUCCCAAUGGUUGAGGUUAGUGCCGCUGAUGAGGAGGAACAGAGUAAGCUUUUCCAGAAAGUUGAUCCGGAAACGGUGCUUGAGUUCCCACAGACUCCAGCCGCUGAACAAGUGGAGUUGGUUGAAAACAUAGUCGAGGAGAGAACCAUUACUACCGUUGAGGCCGAGGAAGACGAUGGCUCUGACUUUGAAAUGCCAGAUAUUGAGUUGGGUAACGACGAUUCCGAGGAUGAAGAGUAAGCUUUUUGACUUUAAUAGAAGUGUAUCAUAGCCUAAGAAAAGAAAAAUUACCGUAAAGGUUUUAUAUGACAGAGGCUAUUACAUUCCUGUAAGUGCGUGGCAUCGAG
Babjeviella inositovora NRRL Y-12698 is the source of this 2255-nucleotide messenger RNA. RefSeq lists its product as uncharacterized. Lineage: Eukaryota; Fungi; Ascomycota; Pichiomycetes; Serinales. The record is from RefSeq and is a predicted model, not a curated record. Gene Ontology annotation, biological process: rRNA processing. Bases 13 to 2148 code for a protein of 711 amino acids. Gene Ontology annotation, cellular component: nucleus. The transcript has a single exon.